AUGGAGCCGCUCCUGUAUCGCAUAGAACUCGACGGAUGCCCUCUUCCCUGGCCAGAGAACCCGCGCUAUCCAACGGCACCCGUCUCGAACGCUGCUGAUCAUCCAGUGCGGCACUCGAAUACGACCCCAUCUCGAGCAGAUGUACCUUGCCCCGUGCCUGCAAUGCCUGCCGCAGUGUCAGAUGUCGACUGGCUCAGACGAGAGUAUGAGCGCUGCAUCACCAGCAGCGAUGCGCAGACCAUGAAGCAGUAUGCCGAAGGACUACGCAAGCGUUCCAGUCGGGCUCAGCGUGCGUCAGAAGACCAACAUGCCCUCGUUGGGUUCCUCUACGCGACCAUCAUGCCCGUCGAAACGCUCGACAAGCGUUGGCGGACAGAGAUGCCACAGCUCGUAGACGAGUUGGAGGGUGCUCAGGAGGAGCAGCUCAGCAGUCUUGCCGCAGACACAGAGGCGCACUACAUCUACCAAGCUAUGAAGCGCUACAAGCCACCGGCGCAAGCCUCUCAAUCAGCGUCGACCCAUACAGCGACGCGAUGGACCAACUCGCAAAAGCAUCAGUGGAUCAAAUCGCUCGCAACGAAUGAGGCUGAAUUGCAGAUACUGCUUCUCCUCGAAAAGCUCGUUUGUGAUCCGUUUCCUCAGGGGCCUCGCGCUUCUUCAGCAUCGCCUAACAAGUCACGUACGAGAGCACAUCUUGAUCCUGAGCGCACUAUCGACAUGCUCGUAGAACGCCUCGCGCUCCAGCAGGUCAUGUCAUCUAUCGGUACAUCUGACGAGUUCAGUCAAACUGUUUCCGAGUCGCCAUUUGAUGACAGUGCACUGCCGCUCGACCCAAUUCAGCAAUUCUGGCAAAGCUGCGUGGAAGGAAACUAUAGUGGUCUGAUUGCUGACGAACUACUGGCCUCCUGUCGAGAACGCCUCUUUCCUUCGUCGCCAGACGACAUCUUUGCGACCUCGCCGGUCAAACAGCCGGUCGAAGAUGUAGCUCGACUGGCCAGAUCAGUCGACGAAGCUCGUAGAUCCUCAAGCACCACUGCAACUGGCUCACUCGCUCUUUCGAAAGUAUUCACGGCCAGCGAAUCUCAGACAAGCGCAAUGAUUGCUACAGGUGACAAUCGACCCGGCUUGAAAGAUCUGCUGCACGCAGACAGUAUAUUCAGCAAGCAGCACGCUAGGACAUUCGCGCGCUCGACCAGUGGUGGCAUCACCAGUCGCAACUUGUUCAGGAAUCGCGAAGUACAAGUGGGGGUGAAGUCGCAGCCCAAGGUACAAGCCAAGAAGGGUAUCAGCAGCAAGCAGAUGCAAGCCAACAAGCGAAAGCUGAGCAGUCCGAAGAGAGCGGUGUCGAGCGAGACCCUCGUUCUGGCCACGCCCGCAAAGAAUCAAGGCCUGUCACGAGCCAUGUCGAUGCCAUCAUUCGCGGAGCUCGGCGCUGCUUUUCGACUCGGCAGUCGAGCUGGCGGUAUACCAGAAGCAGACGAAUCCGACGCUUUCGAGUUCACCCUGCCCGCCACGCCCUUUCCCGCCCAAAGGAAGGACGCGCCCAGCUCGCCAACGCUCGCGAACGGUAUCCCUUCCACGCCGAUGUAG
Messenger RNA from Mixia osmundae IAM 14324, 1590 nucleotides. RefSeq lists its product as uncharacterized. The record is from RefSeq and is a predicted model, not a curated record. The coding region runs from base 1 to 1590 and encodes 529 amino acids. NCBI's taxonomy places the organism in Eukaryota, Fungi, Basidiomycota, Mixiomycetes, Mixiales, Mixiaceae. The transcript is spliced from 4 exons.